Molecule: messenger RNA, 1981 nt
Organism: Helicoverpa armigera (cotton bollworm)
Lineage: Eukaryota; Metazoa; Arthropoda; Insecta; Lepidoptera; Noctuidae
Exons: 5
Coding region: 740-1981 (413 amino acids)
Source: RefSeq, a predicted model, not a curated record
UACAAAAAGGAAAGAUUUUAUUGUUUGACUCGAAUAGGUUCCGGAAGAACUAAACUGUUUUGAAUAAUUCUUUCACUGUUAGAAAGUUACACUAAAUGCUCUGAACAUGGGCUGUUUUAUAUAGGCACGGUUUUCUCUGGAUUGCGGUCGAAAUCGCGUGGAACAGCUAGUCAUCAUUAUAUCAGUCAAUUGUCAUUGACUGCUAAACACAGACCACAUGCCAUCCCCGUUGGGGUGUUGCUCGUCCACCCACCGUAGUUCCUGCUUACACGGUAGAUUUAGCAAGACGUCUUACCUGACUUUAUGGCUAAGUAUUUACACAGUAGCUCCUUACUUUUUUCUUAACGAUAAAUGCAAUAUGAAUACUAUCAAAGAAUGAGUAAACGUCUUUAGUUAUUGAUGUGGCGAAUAAGGAUAGAUAGCGAUUAAAUGAAACAUAACUGUAUUGUGUAAGCUACGGCUACAUAUACGGUGUGAGACUACCUCAUAAUAGCAUGAGUAGAAGACGACAGAGUAAAACCUCUUCGGUGGCAACAUUCGAACGUGGAAAGCGUUGACAGAUGUCACGUGGCGACAGCCGCGAGUGCGCAAACCGCCGCCAUGCUGGUCGCGCGCCACACCACCGCCACUCGCACGCCACGGCCACGCCUCGCGCCGCGACCUCGCUCCCACUGCGGCGACCCUCGGCGACACAUCUCUUACAGCUAGUGCUUCCCUAGGUUAACGAACAGGCGGCGGCAUGUCGCUGUCGGCGCGCUCGUCGUCGGGCUCGUGGUCGCGAGCCGGCGGCGCGCCGCCCGACAUCAUCGACCUCGACAAGUUCAUGCGCGGCGCCGUGCGGCCCCCGCGCCCCGAGCCCGCGCUGCGCUGCGACCAGCUCGUGGUGGACGCGGGCGGCUUCGGGCGCAAGCAGCCGCCGCCGCCGCCCGCCGCGCCGCUCCCCGCGCCCUCACGCGCGUCGAGCAGUAGUGGCAGCCGCCCGCCGCCGCACGCCAAGCGCUUCUCGCACGACUCCGGCCUGUCGGACGGCAGCUACGCGCGCCGCAAGACGCGGGCGGCGCGGCGCGGCGCGGGCGAGGCGCGGCGCGGCGCGGCCGAGGCGCGGCCGCCGCCCGACAACGCCUCGCUGCGCGCCUUCCGCGCCGUGUGCGAGCGCGCGCUGCUCGACCAGCAAGCGCAGAUAGCCCGCGUGGCGGCGCUGUGCGAGCGCCUGUCCGAGCGCCCCCCGCGCCCGCCCCGCGCGCACCCGCCCUCGCCCGACACCAGCGACGUGUCCUCCUCCAGCCGCAGCACGCGCGACCAGCGCCGCAAGGACAAGCACCGGACGGAGGAGUGCAAGACGUACAAGAUCAUCAUGAACAAGCUAGACGAGCUGAACCGUCUGUUCGCGGCGCGCGCGCGCUCCCCCGCCGCCCCGCCCGCGCCCCGCGCGCCGCCCCCGCGCCGCGCCGCGCCCUCGUCGGUGUCGGUGUCGGUGUCGGACAAGGUGGUGGCCACGGAGCCCGAGCGCGCGGCGCUGGCGGCGCGGGCGGGCUCGGGCAGCGCGCGGCUGUCGGCGCUGCGCGCGGUGACGCACGCGUGCGCGCUGGACAUCCCGCCGCGCGACCCGCCGCUGCGCUACAACGUGGCCACGGAGAGCGUGCUGCAGGCCGACUCCCGCGUGCCCUCCAGCGCCGGCGACCCGCGCUGCGGCUUCGACCUCGACGACCCCGUGCAUUUGUACUCGCAAGCGAAACGCCUGCAAGCGCUGCCGGCGGCGACGCGGCGCGCGCGCAGCGUGGAGACGGCGGAGCGGCGCGGGCGGCGGGCGGGCGGCGAGCGGGCGCGGGCGCGGGCGGGCGGCGGGGCGCGGCUCGCUGAGUUUUGGCAUGAGUUUUUUGGUCGGCCGCCUGCUGACACCAUGGAGAAUGCUUUUGAGGUGAUUGAUGACUCGUCACCGUGCGGGUGGCCCAAAGUGCAGAUGUUAUGCACUAGCCUUUAG